CUAAGGGGGACAUCAACAAUUUGAGAAGCAUCCAAAGUACAACACCACCGAGCAACUGAAACUCAACGAAAAAUGAAGUCUGUCAUUUUCAGCGUCUUCCUUCUUUUUUUAUUCAUGCUACCAAUCAUUCUAGCUGAAAAGGACAUUUGCUAUACUUGUGAUGCCGUCAAUUCUGAGACUUGUGAACACAAAGAAGAAGAAUGCCCAGAAGGCAGUGAGUGCAUGAUCAUCUCUGAAGAAUUUAUAAGCCUUGGCCAAACAUGCCGCUCCAUUUCUAAGCGAUGCGCACUGAACUUGCCUUGCAAUAGAACUUUUUGGGGAAAUGUAGGUCUGGAUGUUUUUGUAAAAGUUUCUCAGCAAUGUUGUAAAGGACCACGGUGUAACCCUGGCUUCUUUCAAGUACCAGACAUUCCUACUCAAGCCAAAGGCAUUUUAUGUCCAUCUUGCUAUGCGUUUAAUACCACGGAGGACUGUACUGCAACAGGUUCGACCAUUUGUUUAGGAAAAGACGAUCAGUGUAUACGGUUCAGAGGAGCUAUGAAGCUACCUUGUGGGGGCGAAGUUGACUUCUCGGCACAAGGUUGCAGUUCUAAGAGUUUUUGCGAUUAUGGCUACAGUGAGCUGAUUGGUCUGCAAAUAACUAAAAAACAUGAAAGCAAGUGCUAUGUACCUGAAGCUUCUCCUCCAUCUAUAAAUCUUCCAAAAUAAUGAAUUGUCACGGAUCAAGAAAUCCAAAUCAAAUUUGCAUAAAAAGUAGUAUAAGCAUAAAAAAAUAAAUGUGCUUCUGAAAUCGAUCACAUAUUGGUUACGUAGCACUGGGGUGAUGCAAGAACUUCCCAUCAAAUUUGCUAUACUAGAUACCAAAAUGUUUAACCACUUCAGCCCCGGGAAGAUUUGGCUGCUUAAUGACCGGGCCAUUUUUUGCGAUA
Messenger RNA from Rana temporaria (common frog), 929 nucleotides. RefSeq names its product phospholipase A2 inhibitor and Ly6/PLAUR domain-containing protein-like. The record is from RefSeq and is a predicted model, not a curated record. NCBI's taxonomy places the organism in Eukaryota, Metazoa, Chordata, Amphibia, Anura, Ranidae. The transcript is spliced from 5 exons. Bases 73 to 708 code for a protein of 211 amino acids.